Striga asiatica is the source of this 654-nucleotide messenger RNA. Lineage: Eukaryota; Viridiplantae; Streptophyta; Magnoliopsida; Lamiales; Orobanchaceae. The record is from the annotation of a GenBank genome assembly.
AUGCAAUUCCCCAAUGAAAAGGAAGUUUAUGACUUUUAUAUGCGAUACGCAUAUGCCACUGGUUUUCCUGUGAGAAAAAGAAGUUCGGGGAAGGAUGAUGAUGGAGUUCUACGAUAUGUCACAUUCACGUGUAGUCGCGAAGGACGAAAAAAUAGUUCUACAGGAACUUCCAUGAAACCGCAACCCAUAAGUAAUACAGGGUGUAAAGCUAGAAUAUCCGCAUCAUUGGACAUACAUGGUUACUGGAAAAUUAAUAAUGUCCAUCUUGACCACAAUCACAAGACCAGCCCCACUAAGUCGAGGUUGUAUCGAUGUCAUCGCGUGUUAAGUUCACAUGUCAAACGAAAGCUUGAAGUGAAUGACAUAGCAGGAAUACCAUUGCAUAAAAGUUUUAACUCUGUAGUUGUUGAAGCUGGCGGGUACGAGAAUAUAACUUUUGUGGAGAAGGAUUGUCGUAACUAUGUCGAGCAGGCCAGACGCCUAAGACUUGGCGAAGGGGAUGCGACUGCAAUACAAUCCUACUUUUCUGAUAUGCAAGCUCAAUGCUCAGAUGGUUGCUCUGCGGUGUCUUCGGGCUUCCUGAUGGAUUACGAAUUUUGGUUGCAGAUGGCUGCUCACAGUGUCUUCUGGCUUUCUGAUAGAUUAGGGAUUUUG